GGCCUUAGAACAGGAAGUGCUAGUAAAACAGGCUGAGCUAGCCAGCUAGUUUUAGUCAGGUAGGUUAGCUUGCCAUUUACUCAAUAGACACAAUGGGGCUGUUCGGCAGAACACCGGAGAAAGACCCCAAAGAGCUGAUCUCUGAGUGGUCUAAAAAAAUCAGGAGGGAAAUGAGAGUGAUUGACAGACAAAUUCGAGAUAUUCAAAGGGAACAAGACAAAGUUAAGAGAUCCAUUAAAGAUGCCGCCAAAAAGGGCCAAAAGGACGUGUGUGUUGUUCUUGCAAAGGAGAUGAUUCAGUCAAAACGAGCUAUCACAAAACUUUACGCCUCCAAAGCUCACAUGAACUCUGCCCUCCUCAGCAUGAAGAAUCAGGCGGCUGUUGUCCGUGUAGCUGGAGCCUUGCAGAAGAGCACAGAGGUGAUGAAAGCCAUGCAGAACCUAGUGAAAAUCCCAGAGAUCCAGGCCAACAUGAGGGAACUAUCAAAGGAGAUGAUGAAGGCUGGCAUCAUUGAGGAGAUGCUGGAAGACACAUUUGAGAGCAUGGAAGAUGGAGAAGAGAUGGAGGAAGCAGCAGAGGAGGAGGUUGACAAGAUCCUCUUUGAGAUCACAGCAGGGGCACUUGGCAAAGCACCGAGCAAAGUCACAGAUGCCCUGCCUGAAAUGGAGCCCCCUGGAGCGGCUGCGGCUUCAGACGAAGAGUCAGAGGAGGAUAUUGAAGAGAUGCAGUCAAGAUUGGCAGCUCUGAGAAGCUAAGGUGAACUGCCACUGUUCUGUCGAAGUCAGCUUGCUCACUCCAAUAAGGACAAUUCUGGUGCGGAUUUUGCAGUACAGAGCAUCCUCUCUGCUUCAUAUUAUAGUUCUUAUUUCACAUAAUCAUUUGAGGGUUAACUUUGUGCAGUUAAUGUCUUUUUAAAAAAGUUUUUUUUCAUAGAACUUUUGAUCUACUCAGCCAGAAGAAAAUGUGUUUCUUGCUUUUUGUCUUUAAUUAUCGGGGGUAACCCUCGGUAAGUCUUUAUUAUCCAAAGUCAAACAGAAGGUUUAAGAAAGUGUAUAUAAUGUAAGUAUGAAAAGCCUGCUGUGCCUACAGUGCGUCAUCAUAUUCUUCUGUCCUAAGUUAUGGACUGGUGGUGGAGGUACUUGGGUAUUUAUGAUCCAAAAAAGUGAUUAAGGAACUGUUGAUGGAAGCCACCCUGCACUUAAAUCGCAUCCUAGAUCACUAUUUAGCAAUUGCUCUAAUCUGUAGGAUGCAUUUUGUUAGCUACAGCUGUUCUGUUUACUGGUAACCAGCCCACACUAUCUAACUGACACUAGAGACGAUGGGUGGAUUUCUCCUUUUGAUAGUUGUUUUUUUUCUGUACAGUCAACAUGUAUCUGUUCUAUAUGUGGUCAUACAUGUAAAGUACACUCAUGAGCGAAAAAAAAAUGCACGCAUACUACCCUAACCUAUUAUUUGCAUUAACAUUAA
Messenger RNA from Acanthopagrus latus (yellowfin seabream), 1467 nucleotides. RefSeq names its product charged multivesicular body protein 3 (gene chmp3). Gene Ontology annotation, biological process: protein transport; late endosome to vacuole transport; endosome transport via multivesicular body sorting pathway. Gene Ontology annotation, cellular component: ESCRT III complex; multivesicular body. Lineage: Eukaryota; Metazoa; Chordata; Actinopteri; Spariformes; Sparidae. The record is from RefSeq and is a predicted model, not a curated record. The coding region runs from base 93 to 755 and encodes 220 amino acids. The transcript has 6 exons.